GAAAAACCCGGCUGAAAUUACAUUACUCCCGGGAGUCCAUUACAAUUUACAAUUACAUCGUUCAUCGUAUUGCAUCGUUACAAGUUUAGCUAAAAAGAACAAACCUAUAGUCAACUGUGGUACUGCAUCCAAGUGCAUGUAGUAGUAGACGAAGUGCUCCAAUCCAACGAAGAUAAAAAAGAGAGAACAUCUGUAAAACAAUGGCAGAAGAAAAGAAUGGCAGUCCAAGUGAUAAGCUUGAGCCAAUAGAAGCUGCUGAAGAAAAGAUAAAACAAAAGUUCGAUGAUAAGAGCAAACACAAAUCUAAGCAGGAUGAACCAGCAGAAAGACUCGGUGGACAAAGCAAUAACAAUGAAAAUGGAAAUUGUUACUGCAACAAGGAAAGAAAAUUAAAUAUUGCAGAGCUACUUUGUGCUAGUUGUUCUCGUUGGUUUCAUGAAUCCUGUAUUGGAUAUCAAUUGGGCAAACUUGUGCCUUUUAUGAUGAAUUAUAUAUUUAUGUGCAAGAACUGUUCACCGACUGGCUUAGAAAGCUUCAAGAAAAACCAGGCACCAUUUCCACAGAUGUGCAUAACAGCAAUCGCAAACUUGCUGCAGAUAUGUCAAAAGGAGAAUGAGCAGAGGACUCUCUUUCAUAAGGACAAAGAUAUCAUACCAUUUAUUGAUUGUCAUUGGGAGAGCAUGACUACAAUGCCUCGCAGAGUCACCCAAUCCUGGCAUGCUACGAUCCACAGAGCAUUGCUUAAAGACGUCGGAACAUUAUUUACGAUGGACGAGAGUACGUCCGAAGGUCAGCUCUUUGGUCUGGCAAGCCCUGAACUCACAUCAAUUAAACCGAAUUAUGAAGCUAUGAUUAAGAAUGGUCAUUUGCGAGCGACAGAAAUGGGCCUACAACAUGUUGUGCCACUUAGUGGAGGAUUGCGCGGUCGUAAUGCUAAGCGGAAGUUCCCUGGCGAGGCCGCGGGUGCGGGUUCUGGAAAAAAGGGCAGAGGCUCUGACAUGACUACUCCCAAACUGCCCGCUCAUGGUUAUCCACUCGAACACCCCUUUAAUAAGGAUGGCUAUAGAUAUAUCUUGGCAGAACCAGAUCCUCAUGCACCUUUCCGACAGGAAUUUGACGAGAGUAGCGACUGGGCUGGUAAACCUAUACCCGGAUGGCUAUACCGCGCUCUCAGCCCGAGUACUGUGUUGCUUGCAUUACAUGAUCGCGCGCCACAACUCAAAGUCGCUGAAGAUAGAUUGGCAGUCACUGGGGAAAAAGGAUAUUGCAUGAUAAGAGCCACACACAGCGUAAGCAGAGGCACUUGGUAUUGGGAAGCCACGAUCGAGGAAAUGCCGGAAGGAUCCGCGACAAGACUUGGAUGGGGACAAGAAUACGCGAAUUUGCAAGCUCCACUUGGCUAUGAUAAGUUCGGUUACUCAUGGAGAUCAAGGAAGGGCACGCGAUUUCACGAAAGCCGCGGCAAACAUUAUAACAACGGUUACAGCGAGGGUGACACAUUGGGUUUCCUCAUAGUUCUUCCAAACACAUAUGAUGCAUCGCACAUUCCAAAUACUUAUAAAGACAGACCCUUAGUGAAAUUCAAGAGUCACUUAUAUUACGAGGAGAAAGACCAAGUGCAGGAAGCUUUGAAGGCUCUGCGGCCUUUGGAAAGUAGCAAGAUCAUAUACUACAAAAACGGAGUCAAUCAAGGUGAUGCUUUUGUGGAUCUCAACAAAGGCGCCUAUUAUCCUGGAAUUUCGAUCUAUAAAAGCGCAACGGUAUCCGUGAAUUUCGGUCCGAAUUUCAAAUGUCCUCCAACUAACAUUACAUUCAGAGGCAUGCACGAGAAGGCAGAGGAGGCGAUAGCAGAGCAAUCAAUGGCAGACAUGCUUUAUCUAACCGAAAACGAAGGCAAACUAAGGCUGGAUACAUUUGCAUUGUGACAUUAGUGUAUCUUUUUAUUUUUGUCAUUUUUUUGUAUUAUAUUAUAGAUCUAGUAUGCUUGAUGUAUAUGUAGGACUUGGUGCAACAAUACGUGAUUUAGACAGAAAAAAUAAAUCUUUAAUUUUUUUUA
This is a messenger RNA of Formica exsecta, 2056 nucleotides long. RefSeq names its product set1/Ash2 histone methyltransferase complex subunit ASH2 (gene ash2). Lineage: Eukaryota; Metazoa; Arthropoda; Insecta; Hymenoptera; Formicidae. Gene Ontology annotation, molecular function: transcription cis-regulatory region binding; protein binding. Gene Ontology annotation, cellular component: Set1C/COMPASS complex. The record is from RefSeq and is a predicted model, not a curated record. The transcript has 12 exons. Bases 201 to 1925 code for a protein of 574 amino acids.